This is a messenger RNA of Mercenaria mercenaria, 12282 nucleotides long. RefSeq names its product plexin-A1-like. The transcript has 29 exons. Gene Ontology annotation, molecular function: protein kinase activity; protein binding; semaphorin receptor activity. The record is from RefSeq and is a predicted model, not a curated record. Gene Ontology annotation, biological process: protein phosphorylation; regulation of cell migration; positive regulation of axonogenesis. Gene Ontology annotation, cellular component: semaphorin receptor complex. Bases 260 to 4999 code for a protein of 1579 amino acids. NCBI's taxonomy places the organism in Eukaryota, Metazoa, Mollusca, Bivalvia, Venerida, Veneridae.
CAAUCUUCAACUAACACAUUUUGGCAAUUACGCAUGCUCACUGUAAACCGGAAAUAGAUUGCGGAAAGCCGCGCUGCAUAUGCAAACAACAAAGGGAAGAAAGAAAAAAAAAACAGGGGAGAAGCAGCUUCCUCAUUGGAACUAGUCUGGUUGUCUGCUUUUUGCAUGACUGGUUCCAGUGAGUAAAGUGAUAGGCUGUGAAAUCAGUUAACCAGUCUGAUAUCUGACAGCAGAAGAUAAUAUUUACAGAUUUAGCAAAAUGGGUGCUGUGAAGAAAACAGUAUGGCUGACCUUUGUCACCAUAGUGAUGACUUCAAGGUCAUACGGCAUGAAGGUGGUUAACACAUACCGAGAUGUCUUUGGUGACAGUCUUCUAAAUAUAGACAUGGACAAAAUAUCUGGAACAUUUAUAGUGGGUAGUGUAAAUAGUAUCACAAGACUUAAUGAAAACCUGGAUUUAAAAGCAGUUGUUCAGAUAGGAAAAAAUAGUUCCUACAUAAAUAAUGUUGUGAUAGAUUCAAAAUCAAACUCAGUGAUUUUGUGUUCCGGGGAAAGUGGGAAGUGCGAAAUACGGUCAUUGAAAGAUUUUGAAAAAGUGCUUUCUUCAAAUCCAAAUCAUCUAGUGCCAAAAAACAGAGAAAGAGAUUCUAGCAGUGUUGUAUUGCUCAGUGCUAAGUACAGGAGAUUAUUAAUUGCAAACAGUUUUCGCGCAAACGAAAAUCAUCAGCAGAAAUCGGUACCAAUUCUUAGUAGUAGAACUACUGAUAAUCUUUUUAUUGCGCAUAUUAAUGCCAAAGGUUCAUCAGCUAAGUAUGCUGGUAGCAGUAAGUUACCAUCUGACUAUUUUGUGAGAUAUUUAUAUUCAUUUUCUGGAAAGAAAUACGUAUAUUUCAUUUCCCAUCAACCAAAUUCGAAAAAUAGUGCUGUUGUAAGUAAAAUCGCGCGGCUGUGUUUGGAUGAUGACUAUUUCAGAUCCCAUGUAGAAAUCCAGUUAGACUGUGUCGCAGAUUCAAGCACUCAGUAUUCUGUAGCACAGUCUGCCCAUUAUGAUCCAAGUACCCAGAAGCUUUUUGUGGCAUUUAGCAAAGGAACUAGUCAGGAGUCUUCUGCUGUGUGUUCAUUUGACCUGCGCGACAUUAACAAAAUGAUGGACAACACAGUACGAGAGUGUUUUGAAGGAAAGGGUUUUUACGGUCCUGUCCACCUCCAUAAGACAAGUUCAUGUGUACCUACAACUGCUAAGCCCGAUAUGUGCGGAAAGUCCGAGGUAUCAGAAGCUUACUCUGCCAUCGAAGGAACAAUGCCAUUAUUCCAGCGUCCGAUCAUUACUUUUCCAAAUACUUUUGUGACAUCCUUUAUUACUAGAGAGGAGGAACAACACACAGUUCUCUACCUUGGAACAAGAAAUGGCGCGCUUCAAAAGGUUACACUUGCUGACAAUGGCCUGGUUACCAUGGUACAUUCUGCUGACCUUGACCUUGGUCAUGAAGUGAUGAGCCCAAUGUUUUUGAACCGGGAAGGAAACUACCUGUAUGCAAUGACAAAAUCAAAGCUAUUAAAGGUGGACAUUGACCACUGUCUGCAGCAGACGACAUGCCAGGAGUGUACCAGCUCCUUAGAUUCAGUUUGUGGAUGGUGUGUUCUACAGAACAGAUGUACAAAACAAGAUUCCUGCACAGCAGGAAGUGUAUCUCCAGCAUGGUUGCCAUCAAGAAAUGGUGUAUGUGCUGAUAUGAAAGACGUCUUCCCUAGAAUGGUCUCUAUACCUGCUAUGAACCAUGUUGAUAAGAUCAGUUUUAAACUGGACAAGAUAACUUUGGCUGAUGCUAGUGAUCUUGACCUUCACUGCAGCUUCAUUGUCAUGGAUACAAAACAUAAAACCAUGGCAACAGUCUCAGGAGAAAGAAUUGUGUGUCCGCUACCAAAGAGAACCAGUCUACCGUCCUUGCCAAUUGGAAAAGUGCGACAUGGAGGAGACCAUGGUAUAUUGGAGGUGGAGUUCCAAGUUCAAGGAAAGACUGUUGUUAAACGAGAUGUCUCAUUCUAUAACUGUCAGCUGAAUACAAAUUGUACAAGUUGUACCGAUAGUUCAUUUGGGUGCAAGUGGUGCCAUUUCCGUGGAAUGUGUGUUGAAUCGACUGCGGACAAUUGUAUUAAUCAGACUGUUCCAGCCAUAACGUCAUCUAGUAAAUGUCCGAGACUGGAAACCUCGUCACGAGAUACAGACGUAGUAGUGCAUUCUGGGCAGACAAAAAAGAUUGCCGUACGAGUAACAAGUUUAAUGCCUGAUCAGAUGACGAACAUCUUAUGUCUGUUUACUUAUGAAGGGGAUGUAAAAUUUAUCCCAGGGACAAUUACAUCCUCCAACCUGAUCUGUAAUCCCCUCAAGUUUGAAUUCAGUGAUGCUAAUUUACCGAUAGUAACAGCUGUGUUUACUGUAACCGCUGGCAACAAUAGCCUGCCAUUAGACAACCCACAGAAUAUCAAAGUAAGGAUAUACAAGUGUGGCCCAAUGGUAACUAACUGUGGACAGUGUUUGACAAUGGAUCCAGAGUAUGAGUGUGGUUGGUGCACAGCCGGUGUACCGCAGUGUUCUCUUCAAUCUGACUGUCCCUCAGCUGACUGGUUAGACAGGGCGGCAACAUGUCCAAAUCCACAGAUACUUAGGUUCAGCCCAAUGACAGGACCGAUUCAGGGGCGGACAAAUAUCUCAGUUACAGGUUUGAACCUGGGAAAGACUUACACAGACCUAGAAGUUACUGUAGCUGGUGUAAAUUGCGUAGUGCAACCAUAUGAGUACGAGUCCUCUCAAGGGUUCCUAUGCCAGACAGUGGGUCCAAGUAAAGUUAAAGAAGGAAUAAUCAAAGUUAAAGUAGCUGGACAGUAUACAGUUAGAUCACAAAGUAAAUUUAUGUUUGUGGACCCAGAAGUAACAGAUCUGAGCCCAAAAAAGGGUCCAGUAUCAGGUGGAACAACUAUUACCAUUGGUGGAGAAUAUAUGAAUGCUGGUACCAUGACAACGGUUGAUGUUGGGGGAAGUCCUUGCAAAGUUGUCAGUUCCAAUGUGAGUACAUUAGAAUGUAUGACAUCACAGCUGUCAGCCAAUGAGAAUGAGGUUGAUGUUGAGGUCAACUUUGGCGGGCUGAAUAAAUUGGUACCAGAGAAAUACUUGUAUGUGAAGGACCCAGAAAUCAGCAUGAUUGAACCAAAGAAGACAAUUUUAAGUGGGGGUACAUCAAUCACAGCUAUGGGAAGUCAAAUGCAGUAUAUACAAAGACCACAGUUCUUUGUUGAACACGGAAACAAGCAAAUAACAAGUAAUUGCUGGUUAGAGCCAUUAACUGCAUGGCUUCUGUGUAAAACACCCAAACUGAAUUUUCCUGGUGAAAAUAUCACUGAAACUAGUCCGAAAGAAGUGCAUUAUGGGUUCAACCUUGAUGGCGUGACAACAUAUAGGAACAUAUCAACUGAUCCCCAGUUUGGUCCGCUGCUGUACUACCCUGACCCAGAGAUAGAGAAUUUGCCACUGCCUGGAAAUGGCGGGAAAAAGUAUUCCAAGGAUACUAUGGUUGUGAUCAAGGGUAAUUUCAGACGCGUCAAUCCCAUUAUGCAAGACGUGAGUGUAACUGUCGGUGGAAGUUUCUGUGUGAAGCCGACAGCCACUGAUGACGCUUUAUCUUGUAAUGCACCGGAACAACCUCGCGAGGUUGAUAGCAAAGGAAAUGCUCUUGUCAUGUUACAAAUUGGCAACAUGGAGAAAGAAGUUGGCUAUGUCAAAAUCUAUGAUACUGACGAAAAAGAAAAACCGAUUGCAAUAGGAAUCAUCCUUGGUGUCGUGUUGCCGAUACUUGCAAUUAUAACACUACUUGCCAUCUGCGUGAUUCGUCGACAUCGUAAACACAAGCCGAGUGAGGACUAUAUUCCAGAUGUUUGGAAAGAGGAAAAGAAGGAGGAAGAAGAAGUGGAAUUAAAUCAUGUCUCAGUUAAAGCAGAUAUGAAUGGAUCUAUACCUGAUGAUAAAGACACUGCCCCAUAUAUAGAAGAAUUAUUGAGUAAAGUAGAAGAUGAUUAUGUUAAACAGUGUAUUCAGCUACUGCUUAUAUCUCGGAGAAAGUUGGAUAUAGGGGAUAUUUUAGGAAAAGGUAAUUUUGGAGUAACAUACAAGGCAACAUAUAGUGAAACUGAUGAAGAAAUCCCAAAAGAUGUGGCUGUCAAAACUUUACAAGGGUCACAAACGGAUAGUGAAAGUGUCUCGCAGUUUCUAACAAAUGUCUCACAAUUACGUAACUUGCAACAUCCUGGCAUUAUGCCAAUAAUUGGAGCAUGCAUUACAGUAUCUAGUGAUCCAAUGAUAGUUAUACCCUUCUCACAAAAUGGCGAUCUCAAAUCAUAUGUAAGGGACUCAAAUAAGGAAUUGAAGGUGUCUGACUUGCUUGAUUUUGGAAACCAGAUUGCCGAAGCUAUGGAUUACCUUAGCAGCCAGCCUGUUGUCCAUGGCAACUUAGCACUUAGAAAUUGCUACUUAAGUGACCAGAAGCGUGUGUUAGUGGGAGACUAUGGAAUUCAUAAGGAACUCUUCACAAAGGAACAGUACAUAAGGGAAACAGACAAAAACAAGUCUCUAGUCAAGUGGUCUGCACCAGAGGUGUUAGAGGGUGAAGAUUUUAGCACUGUUACUACAAAAUCUGAUGUGUGGUCGUGUGGUGUUGUAUUGUGGGAACUGUUGACAAGGGGAGUAACUCCAUACCCUGAUGUAGAUAACUCUGACAUUGCUGCUCAUGUGAAGGAAGGAAACAGACUGAAAAAGCCAAAGCAGUGUCCAGAAGAUGUAUAUGGACUUAUGCUACGCUGUUGGACGUUAGAAAGUGAAUCACGGCCAACAUUCCGACAGAUUUCAGAAGACAUUCAGAUUUUUACUUCGGGAGUAACUGAUGAUCCCAGUCUCGGGGAAUCGACCCCUUUACAGGACAAAAUUGUUGCCGAUGGUGAAAUCGUGUGAAAAUGGGAAGACAGCAGUGUUCUAUGGUUCUAAAUGGGGAUCAAAUCCAAACUGACGUGUGAAUCUUGAAAGUGCUAGUUGAAACUGUGCUGUAGAAGCAGAAUAAAUCUGUAAAAAGAAAAGACUCAAAGACAGAAACUGAGAGUUCUUCCUCCCUACUUAAAUAGUGGAUGUAUUUUAGAUUGUACUAUCAAACAUAAAGAACUACACAAACUGUAAAAAAAAGAGUAAGGAUUGGAGGAGUUUAUAUUUCUGACACUAGGAAAAGCUUAAGUGUCAUUCUGUAUUUUGAGGUUUCUUUAUUACUGACAGUAAAAUGUACUUGAAGUGAAAGCCAUAAAAAUAUACUUGUUGUGAAUCUUAGUAUAUAGAAAGUGUUUAAAAUUGAUUAAUAGUGAUAAAGCUGCAUGGAAAGUACCUGGUCUUGUAGACUACUUGAAUAAUAACUGUAUAAAAAUAUACGCGACAGAUCCAAGCUUUUUUAAACUAAGAAAAGCCAAAUAUGUUUUUGAGGAUUAUUUACCUGCAAAAUGGUACUAGAAAAAAACUGCUUAUAUAUUUUGUAGGUAGAUACACACAUUACUUUUUUUGCAAAUUUGUCCUAAGAUGAAUUGGUUUAAAGAUAUUUUGUAUAUUGUAUAAGUAAAAAGUGCUUCCCUUUCCGUCAUUAAAUUGAUUUAAGUGUUGGUUCUAAAAUGCAUUUGAAGAAAGUACAUAGCAGGUAAAAACAAUUUACUGGGCAUAUUCACAGACUAAAAAUACAAGUUUUGUCAAAAGUUAUCAUAAACAUACAAUCUUUACCAUAAGUACAAUAUUUAUUAAAAACCUACAAGGUUUAUCAAAAGUACAAGAUUUACCAAAACAUACAAGAUUUAUUAUCUGUUAAAUCCUGCAGAGAAAUAUCACUGGAAAGUCUGAAACUUGAUUAUUGUUUAGUGGUGUUUGUCCAUCAGAGGUUAAUUGUUAAAGUAAGGCUUAUUAGUAAGAACUAAGAAAUAUGUUGGCAGGUAUCCACUCUACAGAAGUGUCAGUUUAUAGAGGUUAUGCAGUCGUUACUAUUGUAAAAAAAAAAAACUGAACAAUUUUGUUUAAAAUAUUUAUCAGCUUAUACUAAAGUUUGAUCUUUGUCAUGUAAUGUUGGAAUGGUAUGUGUUGUAUAUAUAGGUACUAUUUAUAUGUAAGGCAAUGAUAUAUCACUUUCUAGAUUGACAAGGAAAACUUCUUCAAAAUUAUUUUCUUCUCAGAUAGUGGUAGUUUACACCCAGAUGAACAAAAAUGACUACAUGGAUAAGACUUUGAUUUAGAAUAAGUGUAUUAGGAAGGUUAGUUUACAAAUAUAUUAUGUUCAGUCACUAACAGAUCAUUUUUAUACGUUUUCAAAUGGAAAACGGCUUAUUUAUUGGUGAUGAAAAUUUAGGUGUUGAUGUAUAAUUGCCUGAUUUGUGUUGUGAAGUUUUAAGCUUUUUCGAUAAACUAUAAGUGCCAAAUGAAAUACAUUUUAGCUCUACUGUGUAAGAGACAAGUGUGAGUUGAUGCCCUUUAAGGGCCUCUACUGUGUAUGAGGUAGGACAGGACCAUGACUUGAGGCCCUUUUAGGGUCUUUUGCUUUCAACUUUUUAACCCACCUGUUUUACAAACUGCUGAAUAUAUGUGCCUUUCAUUUCAAAAGGCCUUUGUGUAUUAUUUUUUUAGAAUUUUUGUAUUUUGAUAAAAGCAUCUGACUUCAUUUUUUUGUACCAAAUGGUUCCUUUUCACUUGGUACAGCUCAUACCAAACUUGAACUUAAUUUACGUUUUUAUAUUGCUUAUUCUGGUAUAGUUAUACUUUGUGUUAUAUUCACAAUAUGAUGUGUUGAAUACAACACGGUUAACAGGGUGUUGUAUCUUCCCUUAAAUUGUGUUAACACAUUUGUGGUAAACAGAUUGUUCCUAUGAUAUUAUUUUGGUGCUAUGUUUUUAGUUACGGUUUUAUUGCAUUUUUUCGAUAUUUUUGUUGAAUUUUUUUAUGAAAAGCUGCGUCUUUAUUAUACAAGUGCCAUACAGGUUAUGAAGGCAGCAAUUUUAAUCAUUUCACAAGUACUUCUUUGCAGGAUAUGUUUCUUUUUUGCAUUGCACAUUGGAUAAUUAUGUCUCCCACCACACAGUGGUGUGGGAGACAUAUUGAUUUACUCCAGUCUGUCACAAAGCUUGUCCGCACUCUAAGUCGAACAUUUCUCACCCGAUCUUCACCAGACUUCAACAAAAUGUGUCUGCCAAUAAGUGCUCGGCCAAGUUCGAUAACUAGCCAAAUUGGCCUAGGCACUUCGGAAUUAUGGCCCUUGAAUUACCAAAAACACUCAAGAUUUCUUGCGCAGUUUUGCCCCCAAACCGGCGCCUUUACUACUAGUAGUAUAGGCGUCCUUUUGGUGUCAGGAAAGCGCCUGCACAUGUGGAUUAAGUAAACAAAACGUAUAUAAAGACUGACUUACUAUUUAGAUGAUUAGGCAGUUGUGGGAGACAUGCGCUUUUCUCAAAAGCGUCUCUAGUUACAGUUUGACUUUAACACCUUUCAUUGUGACACGGUUCAUAUGUGAACGGUCUUAUAAAAAAGUGCCAUAUAAUACAAAUUUUCCUUGUGUUUUUACAGAUAUUAAAACAGAAGUUAUAGAGAGGUUAUGAUUUCAAGCUUGUAUACAGUUGAAACCUGCCUUAGCAGUCACCUUUGUUAUGCAGCCACUUGCCUUAAGCAGCUUUUAAGCUAACUUUCCAAUCAGACGACCAUCCACCUUAAGCAACCACCUGACUUAAGCUGCCAUAUUGUGUUACUCCCUCAACUGGCUACUUAAUAAAGGUUUGAUUGUAUCUCCAUGUAAUAGUAAACAACUACUAAAAUUUGUCCAAUAAAUGCCAGUAACAAAUGAAUUGACACGUUAAAGACAUCUGGCUUAGGCUCAAUAAGUACAAUUUAAACUUGUAUGGCAAAUAAAUGUCAAAAUUAUAAAGUUCUGAAUUAUGACAUUUUACAUUGUUUUGAAGUAUAUAUUGAAUCCAUACAAGUAUGAAAUCACAGCCUUUCUAUUUUUCUGCCAAAGGAAGUAUUUGUAUUUGGCUUUUAUAGCAAAGUGUAAAAAAAACAUGUCUGACCAAAAACAUUUUCAUUUUUAAACUCAGCUGUUCAAAGAAUACAUAGAACUAUUGCACACUCCUAUUCAUCGGCAUAGGAAUAUUAUAAUUUGGUUAAUUUUGUAUGUAAGCUGGUAUUUCAGUAUCCACUGUAGUGAUAGUAUUGAAACUUUACACACUUUCAAGGUGAUGAUUUGACAUGGAUGCACAGAUUCCAUAACUCUUAUUUUAAUUUUUUGCCCUUCUUUGAACAUAGCAAUUUUUGGUUAAGUUUUUCAAUAUAAGCUGGUAUCUCAGUAACCACUUGUGGGAAUGAAUGGUUUGAAACUUCAUGCAGUCCAUGUAAUGAUCUUGCAAUGGGCAGGCUCCAUAACUCUGUUUUGCUUUUUGCAAGGUUAUUUCCCUUUUUUGAUGUCGCAAUUUUUAUGUAAUCUGUUAUAACAGGGAGUAUCAUAUGACAAGAAAGUUCUGUUAUUCAAAAUUGUUGCCCCUUUUGUACUUUUUUUAUGUGCAUGUUUUCAUUUUUUGAACUUUCUUUAAUGAUGAAGCUUCUGAAUAGUCAAGCGUUGCUGUCCUCCGACAGCUCCUGUUCAACCAAAUGCCUGUAAGAUUGUACUAGUUACUAGUUACCAUGGCAACAUGACUACAUUACCUCCACCUUCCAGGUCAAGAAAAUCCAAAAAUGAAAUAAUUUUCACAGACACUCAUGAUUCAGAAAUUGAUUCUCUAAAACAAAAAUAAAUCAGGCAUACACAUAUUUUGUACUAUUUUUGUAAUUUAGAAUUUCUUCUUAUUUGUUUCUUAAAGAUGCAUAAUAUAGAUAGGUUUUAGCAUAAAAUGCAUGUCAUGUUGUGAUACCAUUAACUUUCAAUCUUCUGUUUUAUAUUUAUAACUCCUUUUGUAAACAAUGUUUAAAAUAUUUUUACCACAAUAUUUGGUGCAUUUUUUUUCCCGUCUGCGAAAGGAGGCGAUAUGGUAUGUUGUUUUAUUCAUUGUCAGCCUGUUUGGUGGUCAGUAGAUCAUUUGGUUUUUGGUCAAUAACUAGAUAAUGCUUGGACUCACAGUGGUCAAACUUCAUAGGACAUGAUUGCCUGUGGGAAGUAAAUGACACAAUGUUAUCAGGUCAGUAGGCCAAAGGUGAAGACCUCAGUGAACUUGAAAUUGAAAAUUGUUUCUGCUCAAUAGCUAAUGGAACCUUUGACCUACUGCUCUCAGACUUCAUUAGAAUUACUGCCAUUGGUCAAUAGACAACACUUGCAUUUAUGGGGGUCAGAAGGUCAAAGGGCAAGGUCAUAAUGGUCUUGAACUGAAAACGGGUUUUACAAACUGCAUUUGUUUACAUCCAGUGUAACCUCUUGAGACUACUCUUUUUGGAAGGUCAAAACUUUUUUGUGUAGUGGAUGUUGUUUUGGAGAGGUCCUUUUAGUUAGAAAUUUAUUUUAUGCGAAAGAAAAUGUCCGCCUCUGUUGAGCAAUGUUACAAUAUAACAAGAGGUCUGAACAUUUUGUGGUACUGAGAAAUAGUCCAUUUGACUACUUUUAAAUUAAUAAUGCUGAAAAAUGGUCUGAAAACAGAGGUAUUGUUGGAAUAGUUGCAAACAAUUUCAGCAGUCCGCAGAAAUAGUUUAAAUCAAUCCAUACCAGAAAUACUUAAAUCAGUAUCCUCUGUCUAAGGUUAUUAUGUCUCCCCCAGGAGACAUAUUGUUUUUGCCCUGUCCGUCCGUCCGUCCGUCCGUAUGUCACACUUCAUUUCCGAGCAAUAACUGGAGAACCGUUUGACCUAGAACCUUCAAACUUCAUAGGGUUGUAGGGCUGCUGGAGUAGACGACCCCUAUUGUUUUUGGGGUCACUCCCUCAAAGGUCAAGGUCACAGGGGCCCGAACAUUGAAAACCAUUUCCGAUCAAUAACUAGAGAACCACUUGACCCAGAAUGUUGAAACUUCAUAGGAUGAUUGGUCAUGAAGAGUAGAUGACCCCUAUUGAUUUUGGGGUCACUCUGUGAAAGGUCAAGGUCACAGGGGCCUGAACAUGGAAAACCAUUUCCGAUCAUAACUAGAGAACCACUUGACCCAGAAUGUUGAAAUUUCAUAGGAUGAUUGGUCAUGAAGAGUAGAUGACCCCUAUUGAUUUUGGGGUCACUCUGUCAAAGGUCAAGGUCACAGGGGCCUGAACAUGGAAAACCAUUUCCGAUCAAUAACUAGAGAACCACUUGACCCAGAAUGUUGAAACUUCAUAGGAUGAUUGGUCAUGCAGAGUAGAUGACCCCUAUCGAUUUUGGGGUCACUCUGUCAAAGGUCAAGGUCACAGGGGCCUGAACAUGGAAAACCAUUUCCGGUCAGUAACUUGAGAACCACUUGACCGAGAAUGUUGAAACUUAAUAGGAUGAUUGGUCAUGCAGAGUAGAUGACCCCUAUCGAUUUUGGGGUCACUCCAUUAAAGGUCAAGGUCACAGGGGCCUGAACAUUGAAAACCAUUUCCGGUCAGUAACUUGAGAACCACUUGACCCAGAAUGUUGAAACUUUAUAGGAUGAUUGGUCAUGCAGAGUAGAUGACUCCUAACGAUUUUGGGGUCACUCUGUGAAAGGUCAAGGUCACAGGGGCCUGAACAUUGAAAACCAUUUCCGGUCAGUAACUUGAGAACCACUUGACCCAGAAUGAUGAAAUUUCAUAGGAUGAUUGGUCAUACAGAGUAGAUGACCCCUAAUGAUUUUAGGGUCACUCUGUUAAAGGUCAAGGCCACAGGGGCCUGAACAUGGAAAACCAUUUCCGAUCAAUAACUUGAGAACCUCUUGACCCAGAAUGUUGAAACUUCAUAUGAUGAUUGUUCAUGCAGAGUAAAUGACCCCUAAUGAUUUUGGGGUCACUCUGUUAAAGGUCAAGGUCACAGGGGCCUGAACAUUGACAACCAGUUCCGAUCAAUAGCUUGAGAACCUCUCGACCCAGAAUGUUGAAACUUCAUAGGAUGAUUGAACAUGCAGAGUAGAUGACCCCUAUUGUUUUUGGGGUCACUCCGUUAAAGGUCAAGGUCACAGGGGCCUGAACAUUGAUAACCAGUUCCGAUCAAUAACUUGAGAACCACUUGACCCAGAAUGUUGAAACUUCAUAGGAUGAUUGAACAUGCAGAGUAGAUGACCCCUAUUGAUUUUGGGGUCAGUCUAUUAAAUGUCAAGGCCACAGUGGCCUGUUCAUGUAACAUCAUUUUUUGGAAAUAACUUGAGAACCACUUGACCUACAAUGUUGAAACUUAAUAGGAUGAUUGGACUUGCAGAGUAGAUGACCCCUAUUUAUUUUGAGGUCACUUGAUCAAAGGUCAAGGUCACAGAAGCCUGAACAGUGACUUGAGAACCACUAGGCCAGGAGUGUUGAAAUUUAGCGGGAUGAUUGGACAUGCCAAGUAGAUGAUCCCUAUUGCAGCCAACCAUCAGUGUCUCUUUGACUUUUGCUCCUAACCCCUAUUGACUUCUUGCCUAUAGGACUUUGCAUUGGGGGAGACAUGCGCUUUUUUACAAAAGCAUUUUCUAGUUAAACUUGGUUUGGAGACCAGGGUCUGAGUUUUUGAACUGGUCUCUAUACUUUGUAUUAUAACUGUGGACCCUGCUCUUACGGCUGUUUAUGCAAAGAUUUUGGGCGAAAAGUUUCUCAUUGACUAAAAAUCAGUGAUACAGUAAAGCAGUUUAUUUUAUUAAACAUACAUAUGUCUAAAGCAGCUACCAGUUUCAAACAAAGGUCAGUUUGUUAUGAAUAUUCAAUUUGCUAUAACUUUGUCUAUAACAUAUCUCUUAAGCUGAAAUUUUGUUGAGCCAUCCUUAUCUGCAGAUUGAAAUUUUCUUUGAAUUUUCCAUCCAGUCUGUGCCUAUUUGACAAUGCCAGAGAAAAAUAAAAAUUUAGCUGAAAAUUUUUGAAAGAGACGUGAUCGUUCGUAUCACCACAUUUCUUCCAUCCUAUUUGGGAGACAGCUGAUUACAUGAUCAAACAAACUGCAGACAUACUCUUUAAAUCUUCCAAUACCAAAGUAGUACAAUAUUUCACCACUUUUAUUACAUGUAUCCAUUCAGUCUGCGUACAUCUUUAACUGUCAUAUUAUACACAAGUGUUCAUUUUUACAUAACUUUCAUCUUUAUACAUUGUACAAAGUAUGUUGUAUUUAUAUGUGUACUUGAAUUAAAGACUGAUCGCUUUUCUA